AUGUUCGCUAAGAUCCUUAUAGCAGCUGCAGUGGUAGCGGUAGUCGCGGCGCGUCCUCAGGACGGUCACCACGAGCACCACCACCACGCCUCCUCCUCACAGAGCAUCAAGCAAUACCACGGGAAGGCUACUGAGAAACACGUCGAGUACUAUUCUCAUCCCAAAUAUGAGUUCGCGUAUGAAGUUAAAGACCCUCACACCGGCGACCACAAGUCCCAGCACGAGUCUCGUGAUGGUGAUGUCGUGAAGGGCGUGUACAGUCUGCAUGAGCACGAUGGAACCAUCAGAGUGGUUGAGUACCAUGCUGACAAAAAGACUGGAUUCAACGCCAACGUGAAGUUCAUUGGUCACGCCAAGCACAUCGUUCCUGAACACCACUCCCAUCACUAA
Molecule: messenger RNA, 390 nt
Organism: Spodoptera littoralis (African cotton leafworm)
Lineage: Eukaryota; Metazoa; Arthropoda; Insecta; Lepidoptera; Noctuidae
Source: the annotation of a GenBank genome assembly